Messenger RNA from Manis javanica (Malayan pangolin), 725 nucleotides. RefSeq names its product swi5-dependent recombination DNA repair protein 1 homolog. The record is from RefSeq and is a predicted model, not a curated record. Gene Ontology annotation, biological process: double-strand break repair via homologous recombination; positive regulation of DNA-templated transcription. Gene Ontology annotation, cellular component: Swi5-Sfr1 complex. Lineage: Eukaryota; Metazoa; Chordata; Mammalia; Pholidota; Manidae.
AUGAGUGCAACACUUAAAGAACAACUAAGGAAAACUAGAUCUUCAUUUAAUUCCUGUUCCAGUGUGGUAAAGCGUCUUAAAGUAGAAAAUGAAGAAAAUAAGAUCUUUUCAGAAAAAAUGUCUUCAACAGAAGAAAACUGUUUGAAAUUUCGAGAAAGUAUUAAACAUAUAGACAAUGAAUCUGAAGAAAAUACAUAUUUAAAAAAUAUCUUCAAGAAUAUCAAUGUAUGUGAAUCUAAGUCAGUUGAUACUGGGUCAUGCAGUGAUCUCCAGGAUGACUUUGUGAAUGAGAAUCUUCCCAAAAAAGAAUUAAAUGAAAAAUCAAAAUUAGUGAAGCAGAUUCAGGAGAAAGAAGGUCUUCUGAGGCUAAAACUAGCCAAAAUGUAUAGAUCAAAGAAUGACCUGUCUCGGUUACAGUUGUUAAUAAAGAAGUGGAGAAGCUGUAGCCAGCUGUUGCUUUAUGAGUUGCAGUCAAGUUAUAUCUGAGAACAAGAAACUCAGCCUCACUCAGUUGAUCGACCAGUAUGGAUCAGAUGAUAAAUUUCUACACUUUAACAGAAGUGAAGAAGCAUUUAUAGAUGUUUAAUUCAUAAUUUUUUCAAGAAUAUCUUUGAGAAUGACAACUUAAAAGAUACUUAUAUAUUUUAAAUGGAAGGUAUAAACUAUUAGGGGUUAGAGAAAGGUAUCUUGAUGAACAUCAAUUUAGGGCCUUUUAUAAAAAUAUA